AUGACCUGUGAGCCAAACCCUGUAUUCAUUUCUCAAAAAUAUGUUCUUAGUCCUUGGUUAUCUGGUCUACUUAAACGACUUAUUUUUACUGAUAUUCGCACAAUUUGGAUUGCACCAUUUCAAUGGCAUGUUCUUGUUAUGUCUUGUUUUGCUUCUCUGAUUGCUCCAUUUGGUGGUUUUUUUGCUAGUGGCGUAAAAAGAGCAUUUAAUAUAAAGGAUUUUGGUCAUUCAAUUCCUGGACACGGGGGUAUCACUGAUCGCAUGGAUUGCCAAUUUCUUAUGGUUGGUACCGUGCUUCAUAGCAUUAUUAAUUCAUUAAAACCAUCUGAACAACUUGAAUUAUUAGAUAGUUUACAGCAAUAUCUAAUUGGACAAGGAUUAGUAGAAGAAGGAAAGGUUGCAUGUGUAUCUACUGUAUAA
This is a messenger RNA of Dentiscutata heterogama, 420 nucleotides long. Lineage: Eukaryota; Fungi; Glomeromycota; Glomeromycetes; Diversisporales; Gigasporaceae. The record is from the annotation of a GenBank genome assembly.